AUGUCAUUUGAACAACGUAUAGAAAAAGAAAGUGAAAGAUUUCAAGCACUAUUUAAUCAUUUAUCUGAUACACAAUGGAGUGAAGCUGCAAUGCCUGAAGCACAAUCACGUUUAACAACAUGUCAACGUCAAACUCGUCUUACACAAGUUAAAAUUGAUACAUUUAAAGCAAUAGCUGAUAAAGAACAUAAACGUUUUCUUAAUAUUAAGAAGCAUAAUAUAAAACAUGCUUGGCAUAAAUUUCGUGGUACCUUAGAACAAUCUUUAGAUGAACAAGAAAAAAUUUGGUUACGAGAAUUAAAAAAAUAUCAAGAAGAAGAACAACAUUUAAUUGUUUUAAAAGAAGAAAUGACUUCGGCUGAGAAACAUAUGCAACAAUGUCAAGAUACUUAUAAUGAUUAUACAACAACUAAACGAGAAUUGAAUGAAUUACUGGAUGAUUUAUUUUCUGAUGUUACAUCUUCAUAUUCGAAUGAAGAUAUUCUGAAACAUAAUCUUGAAAUAAAAAAAGAAUGUUUAAUUAAUCUACAGAAUAAUGAACGUAUUUUAAAACAUGUUUUUCAUUUAUUAAAAAAAACUUCUCGAGCUCUUACGAUUUCUCAUCGUGCAUUGAAUCAUGCUUUAAAUAUGAAAACAUGUCAUUUAUUUUCUUAUUGCUGUUUUGCUAAUAUGGCGAUAAAUUCGUAUUUUACAAAAGCUCGAGAUCAAUCGAUUCAAGCACAACAAUUAUUAACCGAAGCUAAACGUAUAUAUUCAAAUUUAUUAUCGAUUGAUAAUAGACAUAUGACAUAUGAUAAUUCACUUUUUAAUACAAUGUUUGAUAAUAUUUGUCUUGAUACAAAUAUAAGAAAAAUGACGGAAGAAUCAUCAAAUCGUCUUACUUGUGCAGAUACAGUUUUGGUUAGUAUUUUAUUACAAAUCAAAGAACAAGUGGGAAAAUGUGAAGGUGAUCGAGAUCGAACGAAUAAAGAUAUAAAACGAUUAGCAGCUGAAUAUUUCACUGCAAGAAUUGAUAUUAUACGAAAUAUUAUAGAAUCAUUAAAUACAAAUUCAUCAACAUGA
Adineta steineri is the source of this 1062-nucleotide messenger RNA. The record is from the annotation of a GenBank genome assembly. NCBI's taxonomy places the organism in Eukaryota, Metazoa, Rotifera, Eurotatoria, Adinetida, Adinetidae.